AUGGCCUUUACCGAGGACAGCCUCAAGGCAAAGCUCUCGUCACUCAACGAGACCCAAGACGCCAUCUCGACCGUUGGCCAAUGGAUUCUCUUUCACAGACGACAUGCCGAGCGCAUUGCUGCCGUAUGGCUCCAACGUAUGAAGGAGUCGACGCCAAACAAGAAGCUGGUCCUAAUCUACCUCGCAAACGAAAUCACCCAGACAUCCAAGAUGCGCAAGAAAGAGGAGUUUCUUAAAGCAUACGAGCCCAUUCUCGCAGAAGCAACGACCGUCGCCUACAAGGGCUCGCCUCACGAGAUACAGAACAAGAUCCGACGUGUGGUCGAGGUCUGGCGACAGCGAUCCAUCUUCAACCCGGCUGUCCAGCAAGCCAUCGAGAGGUCUAUUGACGAAAUCGAUCGCACAAAGUCCACGCGCAAGCCUGCUCUUGGUGGCUCGCUCUUCUCCAGUUCGACCGUCCCGCCUGAGCUUACUUCGGUCGCCCCUCUUGCAACCGCUCUCCAAAAGGCCGAUAUUGCGACCAAGCCCGCUGUCACCACCGCAAACCAGGACUAUGAGAAACUCACCAACCCCAACGCUGCCAUUCCCUCCCCGCCCAUGCAUGCGGCAGGUCUUGCUGCCCUGUGUAAGAAGCUGGCACUAGCCGAGGGCGCCGUCGCAGAGAGUAUCAAGGCGCGCAAGGCCCUCAUCACUGGCCUGGAGCAGCUGCUUGAGACGAACAAGACAAGACUGGAGCAAGAGGAGGCGCAGGCAAUCGAUCUGAAGACCAGAAAGGAAGCGAUCGAAAGCCGCAAGCGCGAGGUUGAGGAAGCCAUCCUCAAGGGCUUAUCCGCAGCAGAGCAGAACAAGAUCUCCACUGCACCUCUCCCCGUUGCCGCAACUUCACCCGCGACCGCAACCUUCCCCACUGGCCAAGGCCGCCCCGAAGUCGAAGAACUCACUCCCCCACCCAUGGAAUCCUUCACCCCCACCGGAUCACCCCAGCAAAAACCAGCACCCCGCAACGACACCGUCCCCGAUAUAGGCGACGACGUCAUGCCCGAGCCCGCCGCCCACCCCGUCGUCCCUGAAACCGCACCAGCACCCGGCCACCACACCACCCAACCAGACUUUGCAACCACAAUGGGCGACCCGAACCAACAUGUCGCUGCUGAUCUGCUCAAGAGCCUCCAGCAUGCUAGGCCCGGUGCCGAUGGUGCUACGUACGGCCACCAGGCGUACGAGAAUAUGCACAAGAAGAGGAAGAUGAGUCGGAAUGCGCCGGAUGAUGAACUUGCUGCAUUUGCUGGGGAUAGGGAUAUGGCGGGUAUUGAUGAUAAUUUCGCGGAGCUGAUUUGA
This is a messenger RNA of Bipolaris oryzae ATCC 44560, 1338 nucleotides long. RefSeq lists its product as uncharacterized. NCBI's taxonomy places the organism in Eukaryota, Fungi, Ascomycota, Dothideomycetes, Pleosporales, Pleosporaceae. Bases 1 to 1338 code for a protein of 445 amino acids. The transcript is spliced from 2 exons. Gene Ontology annotation, cellular component: RNA polymerase II, holoenzyme. Gene Ontology annotation, biological process: mRNA 3'-end processing. The record is from RefSeq and is a predicted model, not a curated record. Gene Ontology annotation, molecular function: RNA polymerase II C-terminal domain binding.